CCUCCAGGCAAAGAGGCCCCGCCCCCUCCCUGUGGGCUCCCAGAGGCCCCCGCCCUCUUCAGGAGUCGCAGAGGCUCCGCCCCGUCCCAGUCCGCGUUUCCGCCAGUCCCACCGCGAGGACCUUUCGUGCCCGCUCGGCCGCCGUAGCCGCGCUGUGCGUCGCCCCCGGCCGGGCGGGGCGGCGUGGCGUCGGGGGGGGAAGAUGGCGGAGGCUUCCCCGCAGCCGGGACGGUAUUUCUGCCACUGCUGCGCGGCCGAGAUCGCUCCGCGCCUGCCGGAUUAUAUUUGCCCAAGGUGUGAAUCUGGUUUUAUUGAAGAACUUCCUGAGGAGCCCAGGAAUGCUGAGAAUGGUUCCAGCUCUUCCGCAUCGACCAGCGAUCAGAGCAGGCAUCCAUUCGAGAACGUGGAUCAGCACUUAUUCACCUUGCCACAGGGCUAUGGCCAGUUUGCCUUUGGGAUUUUUGAUGACAGCUUUGAGUUUCCUGCCUUUGGGUCCAGUGGCCAAUCUGAAGACAACAGGGACUCCGAGAACCGGCGGGAGAGAGAACACCAGUCUCGGCACAGAUAUGGUGCAAGGCAGCCCCGAGCCCGUCUCACUGCACGGCGUGCCGCUGGCAGGCACGAGGGAGUCCCAACGCUAGAAGGAAUCAUACAGCAGCUGGUCAACGGCAUUAUUGCACCUACGACAAUACCAAACCUAGGACUAGGCCCUUGGGGAGUCUUGCAUUCGAAUCCAAUGGACUAUGCCUGGGGUGCCAAUGGCUUGGAUGCAAUUAUUACACAGUUAUUAAAUCAAUUUGAAAACACUGGGCCGCCUCCAGCAGACAAAGAGAAGAUCCAAGCGCUCCCCACCGUUCAGAUAACAGAGGAACACGUAGGGUCCGGGCUCGAGUGUCCUGUAUGUAAAGAGGAUUACACACUUGGUGAAAAUGUCCGGCAAUUACCCUGCAAUCAUCUAUUCCACAAUGGCUGUAUAGUCCCCUGGCUGGAACAGCACGACACAUGCCCCGUGUGCCGGAAAAGUUUAAGUGGACAAAACACUGCCACGAAUCCCCCAGGACUCACAGGGAUGAAUUUCUCCUCGUCGUCUUCCUCCUCCUCCUCCAGCUCACCAAGUAAUGAAAACUCGUCAAACAACUCAUGAAUCCUAGUCCAGCCCCAAUCCUGCGUGCCCUGUCCAUAGUCCUUCGUCCCUAGCCAACGUAAGCAACUAAGGGCCUUCCGGAGCGGAGCAAGGGGGGGAACCAAAAUCCAGAAAUUCCCUCACGAGGCCCCUGGCUCUUCGGAGACGAGACACCGCUGGCUCUCCAGUGGGGGGAAGAUCUCUGAAUUCAUCACGUUGCCGUGCGGACUCUUAAAACUGCCAUGAAAGACCGUUAAGCUUCACAGAUUGGAAACCCAAGGUGCUGAGCUAUUGUCUGCGACUCCAGCUGGGGGAAGGUGGUUUGUAUGGUUUUGAGAUUCUGCUCUUUAUAUUCUCUCCCCACGCCCCGCUCCUCCAUCCCUUAUGCUUUGAAAUUUUAAACCUUUAAAAUGACAGUGUAACAAAAUCCGGUUUGCGCCGAGGAUCUCCAGGUCGGGAGGGCGAGUGAGGGUCAGGGAGUUGCCACAGAAAAUGUGAACUCAUGGAAUAGACCGAGCUAUCCUGCCUUCCCCUGCCACAGUCCCUUUUUGUUUUCUUUAUAACUUCACCCUUCUCAUAUUCAACACAGAAAGGGUUUUUAUAAUUUUAAAUUAUUACUGCUGUUAAAUAAAUGGACGUUUCAGCUCAA
This is a messenger RNA of Chelonia mydas (Green sea turtle), 1772 nucleotides long. RefSeq names its product ring finger protein 126 (gene RNF126). Gene Ontology annotation, cellular component: cytoplasm. Gene Ontology annotation, molecular function: ubiquitin protein ligase activity. The record is from RefSeq and is a predicted model, not a curated record. The transcript is spliced from 9 exons. Bases 203 to 1144 code for a protein of 313 amino acids. NCBI's taxonomy places the organism in Eukaryota, Metazoa, Chordata, Testudines, Cheloniidae. Gene Ontology annotation, biological process: protein ubiquitination.